GCACACGCGAUGCGUUUGUAAGAUGGCGGUGUAAGCGCGCGGCCUGCUUCUGCAUGUGCGAGAUUGAGAUUCCCGCGGUCAUCAUUCAAGCACAACCAGUCGAAACUGUGUGUGUGACGCGAACGGUUGGCGGGAAAUUGUGUGAGCUGAGCUGUGAUGGCCAAGAGGAUUGCAGAGAAAGAGUUGACGGACAGGAACUGGGACCAGGAGGAUGAAGGAGAGGAGGCAGGAAUGUUUUCAGUUGCAACCGAAGAUGUGAUGAAGAAUCGCUCCAUCAAGAAAGCCAAGCGUCGUACCGCCGGAGCAGAGGGAGAGAGUGGAGGGGCUUUCAAAGCUUUUAAGGGGUUCUCUCUGACAUCGGCCACAGGGACAGGGUCAUUCUCUGGCUUUGGUAAUGGCGCUGGUUUCAAACCUAUGUCCAGCCUGACCAAUGGUAGCGUGGCUUCAGUGGCUCCUUCUUUUGCCAGUUUUAACGUUCCCACGUUUGCUAAAACUAACAGUGGUCCUUUAACCUUCAACAGCUCCGUCCCCUCCAAGCCCACGGAUGAUGUCACCUCCAACGGCUCCGCCCCCAGCACUAAAGAGUACAACCGGCAGCUCACCGCGCUCAACUGCUCCGUGCGCGACUGGAUCACCAAACACGUCAACGACAACCCCCUGUGUGACCUGAACCCCAUCUUCCGGGACUACGAGCGACACCUGGCCAGCAUCGAGAGGAAAUACGGCAGCGGCACGUCAGACGGAGGGGCGGAGAAGCGGCUUGUGUCGAGCGGAGCGGGUUCUGCUGUUAGCGGAGCAGCACCGCAGCUCUUCUCCUUUAAAGACAAGGAUGAUGACAAACCGGCAGCUGCGGCGGCUCCGGGCGUCUCUUUUAAUUUCGGCCAGAAGGUGGACAGCUCCGUGCUCGGUGCGCUGGCGUCCAGUGGAGCGCCUUCUUUCUCCUUCUCCACCACCACCUCCUCAUCCCCAGGUGUUUCGGUGUUUGGAUCUGCGGUCAGCAUUGUCAGUCCUGCGGUGACUGCCAGCAAAACCCAGACUGCAGAUGAAAAUGGGGAAGAAUCAGAGGAGCCGCCUGUUCCUGUGGUGAAAGAGAUCAAGGAGAAAGACGCCUUCUACUCCAAAAAGUGUAAGCUGUUUUAUAAGAAGGACGGAGAGUUUAAGGAGAAGGGGGUCGGGACGCUGCAUCUGAAGAUGGUGGCUGAGAGCAAACUUCAGCUGUUAGUGCGCGCCGACACAAACCUGGGGAACAUCUUGCUGAACAUCAUGGUGCCCUCCUCCAUGCCCUGCUCACGAACUGGCAAAAACAACGUGAUGGUGGUGUGUGUGCCAAACCCUCCCGUGGACGACAAGAACCCCAGCACACCCGUCCCGCUGCUCGUGCGCGUCAAAACGGCCGAGGACGCAGACGAACUGCACGGGAUCCUGCAGGAAAAGAAAGCCUAACGCGUCACCCACCCUCAUUCUCGCGCGUCUUGACUGACCCACACAUCUACUCUGUCUGUCUGAUCUAGAACCGUUCUUUUGCGUCCCGUUAAUCGUCUAGAAGAGUGAUGGAAACCGAUGGGUUCUUCUACUGUGAAAUCACUCGUGGUCCUACUGUAAACGCUGCUCGUCGUAUCAGAGAAGGCCACACGUUAUAGCAGAGACACGAGUCUGGAUUCAUCGUCAUUCCUUCGAGUUUUAAUUUAGCUGCUAUUUAAGGAAUCCUUCGAGGUUUAGACCGAGCCGACUGUUUUACGUGGAUUUGUUUUUAAUUCGGACACAUUUUUCAGAAGCAUGAUCCUUUCUGUACAAUGUUUAGAGGUCAGUAUUAGAUUUAAGAACAGUAUAUGCAUCAGAUCUCCAAUGCUCUAAUCAAAAAAUAAUCCCCCACAGUUCUUCAGACCCUAUGACCAGAUAGACCUGGUGGGUUUUUUUUUUAUUUUUGUUUUUGUUUUUUAUGGUUCGUUUUCUGGCAGUUCUUGCUGUGGUGGUAUUUAUUUUAAUUGAGGGGAUGUGUGGAUGUGUAUAAGCCACAGAACUGCUGAGGUUGAGAAUGAAUGAUGGCUUUAUGGCAAUCUGUCCUGAAGUUGACCUUGAAGUUUUGUUUUUUUCUCCUGUAAGUGGCCUUUUUACUGCCUUACACAGUGGGGUGUGUGUUUAAAGUGUUGAGCAGCACUCGGAUCUACCUUACAUUAAUUUACUGGUGAAUAAAUCAACUGAACCUGACAAAGUCUUGUUUCAUUUACAGCAGUCAUGGCAAUAGAAAUGGUUAUAUGUGUUUCCCACUUACUGACUUCGACCGAAUCGAACAAUUAAAGGGAUGUUUCAAACCUG
This is a messenger RNA of Pimephales promelas (fathead minnow), 2316 nucleotides long. The record is from RefSeq and is a predicted model, not a curated record. NCBI's taxonomy places the organism in Eukaryota, Metazoa, Chordata, Actinopteri, Cypriniformes, Leuciscidae.